This is a messenger RNA of Hyla sarda, 2170 nucleotides long. It is a transcript of the gene CBLN1, whose product is annotated as cerebellin 1 precursor. The record is from RefSeq and is a predicted model, not a curated record. The coding region runs from base 248 to 967 and encodes 239 amino acids. Gene Ontology annotation, molecular function: protein binding. Lineage: Eukaryota; Metazoa; Chordata; Amphibia; Anura; Hylidae. Gene Ontology annotation, cellular component: synaptic cleft; glutamatergic synapse. The transcript is spliced from 3 exons.
UUGUAGCAGGAGCUGCACUAUGUCUUGAGCUCAUCCAAAGGCGCAGCAGUGGGCAAAGCUGAAAUGCAAGCGCUAAAAUACUAAGGCAGACAGUCGUAGGAGCGGAGUGUUUAGAGCCGGAGGAAGCAGGUGGUAAAUGGACACACUGGAGAGCACUCUCUAAGUGGGUAAAGUGCCUUUUAAGAGUAGCUCUGCUCAACCCUAUUAAGUGCAAACUACAAGGUUCCUUGGACAUCGACAGAGGUUGAUGGUAUAUAUAUAUAUUUCCUUCAAGAAGCAGAAGGGAGAAGAAUUGGAAGCUAAGGGGAACGUUAAGGUGUCUGAGUGCUCAAGUGGAUCUCAGAGUGCUCAGCAUUUUACUUAUACUGCCCAGCAAGCUUCUAUAGCAAUGUGGGUCUUGGAGCUGGUGCUGGUGGGGUUGGCAUGGCUAGCAGGGAUGACCAGUGGUCAAAAUGAAACGGAACCUAUUCUACUGGAAGGUAAAUGCCUGGUGGUUUGUGACUCUAACCCGACUGCUGACCCAACUGGCACGGCACUGGGCAUCUCUGUGCGCUCUGGAAGUGCUAAAGUGGCUUUCUCUGCCAUCAGGAGCACCAACCAUGAACCCUCAGAGAUGAGUAACAGAACUAUGACUAUAUACUUUGACCAGAUAUUGGUAAACAUUGGAAGCAAUUUUGAUUCAGAACGAAGCACCUUCAUAUCCCCCAGAAAAGGUAUUUACAGCUUCAAUUUCCAUGUGGUGAAGGUGUACAAUCGUCAAACCAUUCAGGUGAGCUUGAUGUUGAAUGGAUGGCCUGUGAUUUCUGCCUUUGCGGGUGACCAGGAUGUGACAAGAGAAGCAGCGAGCAAUGGUGUAAUAAUUCAAAUGGAGAAAGGGGACAGAGCUUACCUAAAACUAGACAAAGGCAAUUUGAUGGGAGGAUGGAAGUUUUCAACAUUUUCUGGAUUUCUGGUAUUCCCCCUUUAAAAUGACUUUUUUUUUCCUAGAGCAGCAAGUGACAUAGGGGAGAUUGUUCGCUAUUGACCCAAAAUAGCUGCACUUAGAGACUCAGACGGGACAUUUUUCACUUUGAAAUAUCCAAGACCCCACAUAUCUAACUGAGUGUUCACCUGCUUCAGAAACUUUAUUAUUGUAACAGAGAAGGAACUAGUAAGAUCAACCAUCAUUUCAUUACAUUGCACUUUUAGAAAAAUAUUUCUUUUGGUUUGCAUCCUUAAUCAAUGUGUCAUUGUCAUCUAAGCAUCUGUUUUUAACCUCACCUAUUCCAUAUCAUUUUCUUUGUCUCAGUUGAACAACCGGUAGAGAAUACAUAUAGAGAUUUCAUGUAUAUUGGCUUCUAGGUAACAUCAGAAAUAUCUAACAAAGCACAGUGGCAGGAUGGUGUUAUCAAUAUUUUUCUGUAUUUCUGAGUGAUUGUGGAAAUAAAGGCUGCUACAUGUCUGAUGCUUGUUCUGCUCUUGUAAAACGUGGCCCAAAUACAAGCGAUAGAAGUAUAUCCAACUUUCAAUAUUAUACUCUGUAGGUGUGAAUGCCGAAAUGUCAUAUGCUUCAAGUCCCUAAUCCUUAUUUGAGGGUCUAAUGGUUUGUUGUAUUUCCAAAUCAGAUACCCAGCUAUCCCAGUCCUAUGCCAAAAGAAGUCUGUGCAGAUUAGAAAAUAUGAUCAAAAAUUGUAGUAUAUUUUUAGUUUUUUUAUUUACUUAUUUAUAGAAUUUAUUUUGGGUUAGGGUUAUGUUCUGUCUUAUGUUUGUUUAAUAGAAUAUUUUAAAGUUUGAUCUUUUAAUGUUGCAUGUUCAAAAGGGAACUUUAGCCAAAAAAAUGAAACAUCUUCAAGGAACCAUGUACGUUAUAAAAUACGGUAAUACCUAAUGUAAUAAUGUGCAUACAGACACACAGAGAUAAUAAAUGUAUAUACACAAUAUAUAAAAAUAUAUUUUCAUGCCUUUUAUUCUGUUCAGAUGUAAUCUGUAUGCAGCCUUCUGAUAUGUCACUGUUUAUCAUUUUUUUACUAUUGUCAUUUAUUUGCUAUUUUAUAAUUUUUACUGUUAUUUCCAAAAUUGUAAAUGCUAUAAUUUUGCAGCACUGAGAUGACUACUUUUAUGAAAGUGAAUAUGGGAAGAGAUUUGAUUGUACCUUAAAUUACCAGUGAAAUAAAAAGUGUAAGAAAUCGGA